AUGGCGGCGCAAUCGACGCUGCGGCAGUCGGCCGCCGAGGAGGCCAUUGCCGCCUUCAUCGACCAGUACUCGACCCUUGUUCGCGACCGGCUGCGCAAGACCUCCCGGGUGACGCGCCUGCUGGCUUCUCUGGCCCUGGCCGCAUCCAUCAUUCUCGCCGGCACGGGCGCCCGGCGCUGGUGGAAACGCAAGCGUGCUGAGCGGGAGCAGGGCAUGCGCCUAGUACGCAAGAACUCGUGGCUGCAUAACAAGGAUGGCUCCCGAACAAUCUAUGUGCCUUACAAAAAUGGCACCUCCAAGGUGGUUAUUCACACCACCAAGCCGCUCACCUUCGAGGCCCAUCGCCGUCUGUUCCUUAACCCACCACGGAUGGCAGGCAUGGCUGAGAGCACUGUCCCUCCGCCCCAGGCAAAGCCCGGUAUCAACCUCGCCUUCUUGCACCAGUUUCUCAGCUUGCUGAGUAUCAUGAUCCCGCGUUGGACGAGCAAGGAGGCCGGUCUGCUGGCCACCCAUGGUCUAUUUCUGAUGGUCCGCACUUACCUGUCGCUCAUAGUGGCUAGACUUGACGGUGCCAUCGUUCGGGACCUUGUCGCCGGCAAUGGCAAGGGGUUUCUGUGGGGGUUGAUCAAGUUCCUUGGGCUCGGUAGUGUCGCAGCCUACACGAAUUCCAUGAUCAAAUUCCUUGAGAAUAAGGUGUCGAUUGCCUUCCGCACGCGCCUUACUCGCUACAUUCACGAUUUAUACCUGAACGAUAACCUCAACUACUAUAAGCUGCAUAACCUGGAUGGCGGCAUUGGUUCUAGUGCGGACCAAUACAUCACUCAAGACCUCAACAAGUUCUGUGAAGCUGCCGCGACUCUCUAUUCAUCGCUGGGCAAGCCGUUCGUUGACUUGAUCGUCUUCAACUACCAGCUGUACCACUCUCUUGGUCCCCUCGCGCUAACAGGUCUCCUGAGCAACUACUUCCUCACCGGGGCUAUUCUUCGCAAACUCUCCCCGCCCUUCGGUAAGCUGAAGGCCAGCGAGGGCUCGAUGGAAGGAGAAUUCCGUUCAAGCCACUCCCGCCUCAUCGCUAACUCUGAAGAGGUGGCUUUCUACCGUGGCACCGAGUACGAGAAGGCGACGCUCAACAAGCAGUUCACCAAGCUGAAGAAGUUCAUGGAACACGUCUAUCUACUCAAGGUUAGGUACAACAUUCUGGAGGACUUCAUCUUAAAGUACAGCUGGAGCGCCUACGGAUACCUCCUUGCUUCCCUCCCGGUAUUCGUCCCAGCUCUGGGCGGUUUCACCGGUCAGACGGAGCGUCUCGCUCGCCACGACGAUAUGGGAGGCCGUGAGCGCUCUCGCAUGAAGGACUUCGUCACCAACAAGCGUCUUAUGCUGUCACUAGCCGACGCCGGGGGUCGCAUGAUGUAUUCCCUCAAGGAUCUGUCCGAGCUAGCCGGCUACACGAGCCGUGUGUAUAACCUCGUUUCGACGCUGCAUAGAAUCCACGCGAACGCUUACUACGGCCGCAAUAACGAGCUGUACUCGCUUUCCGACAUCUCUGGCCCCAAUGGCGUCGGCAAGUCAGCCAUUGCGCGCAUCCUGGCCGGCCUCUGGCCCGUCUACCGCGGCCUAGUCAGCCGGCCAAAGCUGAACGGUGAGGACGGCAUCAUGUUCCUCCCCCAGCGUCCCUAUCUCAGCGUCGGCACGCUGCGCGACCAGGUCAUCUACCCGGACGGCGAGGCCGACAUGCGAGAGAAGCGCAAGAACGAGUGGGAUCUGCGCCGCGUGCUCGAGAUGGCGCGCCUCGGGUACCUGCCCGACCGCGAGGGCGGCUGGGAUACCCGCAAGGAGUGGAAGGAUGUGCUCAGCGGCGGCGAGAAGCAGCGCAUGGCGAUUGCGCGGCUGCUGUACCAUGAGCCGAGGUACGCCGUUAUUGACGAGGGUACGAGCGCUGUCUCGAGUGAUGUAGAAGGGUUGCUGUAUGAGACUUGCAAGGAGAAGGGCAUUACUCUCAUCACCAUUUCCACCCGCGCCUCCCUCAAGAAGUACCAUGUCUGGAACCUUACCAUCGGCAUGGGUGAGAACGGCGACCAGUGGGAGCUGAACCGUAUCGGCACAGAGCGCGAGAAGACGCACUACGAGCGCGAGGUCCAGGAGCUGCGCGAUAAGCUUGCCCAGGUUGAGAACUGGCGCCGGCGCUAUGCUGAGAUUGAGCGCGAACUUAACAGUGUUUGGGUUGCGGGUGAGGAUGAGCCGACACCAUCCGAUACGGCGGUCGCUGAGGAGGAAGUGCAGGCCGCCGAAGACAAGGAGGAGGAGGCUGCGCCUGAUCCUGAGUCUCCUCUGAUGCCGGAGUUGGUGCCGGUUCCGGAGGCCGAUCUCCAGGCUGAGGAGAAGCAGGUUACGCAUGAGGAGAUCGAACGCGAGGUGAAAGAGCAAAUGGAGCAGGCUCAAGAGGAGCAGGAAGAGAAGAAGACUGCUGCUGCUGAGGAGGAGGGCCAAAGGACUGAGACUGAGGCUGACGAGACGCAGGAUGAGUACCAGGAGGCACAGGAGGACUUGAAUAAUGAUUCUUCAGAUACUGAGACCGAGGGGGCGAGCGGCAGUGGUAGUGGCAGUGGUGCGGGGAGUUCGACGGUUGUUGUUUGA
Messenger RNA from Thermochaetoides thermophila DSM 1495, 2637 nucleotides. Its product is annotated as putative ABC transporter protein. The transcript has 3 exons. Gene Ontology annotation, molecular function: ABC-type transporter activity; ATP hydrolysis activity; long-chain fatty acid transmembrane transporter activity. Lineage: Eukaryota; Fungi; Ascomycota; Sordariomycetes; Sordariales; Chaetomiaceae. Gene Ontology annotation, biological process: fatty acid beta-oxidation; very long-chain fatty acid catabolic process; long-chain fatty acid import into peroxisome. Gene Ontology annotation, cellular component: peroxisomal membrane. The coding region runs from base 1 to 2637 and encodes 878 amino acids. The record is from RefSeq and is a predicted model, not a curated record.